Molecule: messenger RNA, 879 nt
Organism: Auanema sp. JU1783
Lineage: Eukaryota; Metazoa; Nematoda; Chromadorea; Rhabditida; Rhabditidae
Source: the annotation of a GenBank genome assembly
AUGAAAUAUACAAUUAUUCUUUUUGUCGCUUUAAUUGCUGUUGCAGCUGCCCAAUUCGGAUGGGGAGGUUUCGGACAUCGACCAUGGUGGGCCUCACAAUAUCCUGGAUUCGGAAAUUCUGGAUUCUAUAGAGGAUGGGGCUCAAACGGAUGGGGACGUGGCGAUAACUUCGGUAGCGGACGAGGAGGAUUUGGAGGAUCCCGCGGUGGAUCCGGCCAAGGAGGCUUUGACGGCUCCAACCAAGGAGGAUUCGGAGGUAGCCGUGGUGGAUCUGGUCAAGGUGGAUCUGGUCAAGGUGGAUCCAACCAAGGAGGCUUCGGCGGCUCCAACCAAGGAGGAUUUGGUGGCUCUAAUCAAGGAGGCUUCGGUGGAUCCAACCAAGGAGGAUUCGGUGGAUCUAAUCAAGGAGGAUUCGGCGGCUCCAACCAAGGAGGAUUUGGCGGCUCCAACCAAGGAGGAUUCGGUGGAUCUAACCAAGGUGGAUCUGGAUCAGGCCAAGGAGGAUUCGGUGGUUCUGGAUCAGGAUCCGGUCGAGGAGGAUUUGGUGGUUCUGGAUCAGGAUCCGGCAGAGGAGGUAACCGUCAAAGUGAUUUCGAUGGCCAAGGAGGAUUCGGCGGUUCUGGAUCAGGCCAAGGAGGAUUCGGUGGCUCUGGAUCAGGACAAGGAGGAUUCGGUGGAUCAGGAUCCGGUCAAGGUGGAUUCGGAGGUAGAGGCUCUGGAGGAAAUGAUUUCGGAGGUUCUCAAGGAGGACAAGGAGGUUGGGACAGUCAAGGAUCCUCAGGAGGACAAGGAGGAUGGGGCGGAGAUGGAAGCCUAGAUCUACGAUCUCGCGGAGGUUCUGGUGGAAGACGAUCAGGUGCUCCAGCUCCAAUGUUCUAA